AUGGAUGACAAGCCGAUCGUGGCACGGUCCAGUUCGGAUGCGUUCUGGUCGUCACUUGGUGACUCUGAGCUGGUGGACUUUGUGAAUGCUCUGAGUCAGCGCAAGAGAGAGGACAACGAUGAAGAGCAAAAGGGUCAGGAAAAAGACGAAGAAAAGAAUGAUGCCGAGGAUGAGAUUGAUUUAACAUUACCAGAUGAAGUGUGGAACAACAGUUUUACUGAAAACAAGAAUAUGGGGGGUGUAGGCGAUGAUAUUCUUGGGUCACUUACAUUAGCACAGAAACCUAAUGUAAGCCCCGAAGAGGUCUCACAAGAGGUCGCUCGAAAGGUUUCUCAAGAGGCUUCCCAGCAAGCUCCAGAUGAUCCUGAAGAUUUGAAUCACGAAGAGCCCGAAUUUGGUGAUAUGUCUCAUUACUUCAAGAACAAGCGUUUUAUGCAACAGAAAGCAGACGAAGAUUAUGUGGAAUGGCUAUCAAAGCGAAACGGAGGCAAGAAUCCGAACCUUGCGAUCUUCGAAGGAUGUAUCAUAUACGUUAAUGGAAGGACGGAUCCGGAUAUUGAACAACUUCACAAGAUGAUAAUUGUUCAUGGAGGAACAUUUCUCGCCUUUUUGGGAUCCAAAGGAAGUGCGACUCACAUAAUUGCCUCUAACCUGACCCCUCGAAAGCGGAUUGAAUUUCGCAACUACAAAGUUGUCAAGCCAGAGUGGAUUGUGGAAAGUAUAAGAGAGAACAGAAGGUUACCAUGGUCUGAUUAUCAGCUGAUUGACAAUGAUUAUGGCCAAGCAAAGAUUGGAUUCGCGAGGGAAAACGAAAGGACUGAUGUCGCGUUGAAUGCCAAACAUCCUGGAUUCCUAGAGCAGUUUUUCUCGAGGUCUAGACUUCAUCAUCUUAGCACUUGGAAGGCAGAUCUCCGCGCGGAGCAUCUUCAACGUGCGCUUGAGGAAUCGAAAACAAGGCCGAAGCGCGUGUAUUCGAAGCGUGCGAUUCUCCAUAUUGAUUUUGACUGUUUCUUUGCAGCAGCGUCUUCUUUGAAGCAACUUCCAAACGCAGAAGAUUUCAGAUCAAAACCUAUUUGCGUUACCCAUGGAGGGGCCCAUGCCGAUGUUGCUAGUUGCAACUAUGUUGCGCGAAAGAUGGGAGCCAAGAAUGGGAUGUGGCUUGAAAAGGCUCAGCAGAUGUGCAGUGGCCAGCUUAUUUGUCUGGAAUAUGACUUUGACGAAUAUGAAAGAAUAUCGAAGUUGUUUUAUGAUUGUUUGCUGGCUACCAAACCACAUUCGUUAUUGCCGGUUUCUGUUGAUGAAGCUCUUUUGGAUGUCUCAAACAUAGCAGAAGAACAUGACUUGGAAGAGUUCAUGAGCGAUCUGAGACAGAAGAUUUGGCUCGCUACACAUUGCACGGUCAGUGCUGGAUGUGCUCCUAACGUACUAUUGGCAAAACUGGCCCUACGAAAUUCUAAACCCGACGGUCAACUGUCUAUUUUGAACUACAGUGAAGAUGAAAUACUGAAGUUUCUAAAUCCAGUGGAUAUCAGGGACUUACCAGGAGUGGGAUAUAGUGUUCAGAAGAAGCUAAUGGAUGAGUUCAACGCAUCCAAGUUUACACUCGCGAACCUCCGCAAUGUUGAUAGACAGAAACUGGUCGAUAUGCUCGGAGUAAAGACAGGCGCCACACUCGCAGAGUAUUCAAGGGGAUUAGACAGCACCAGCAUUGAUAUUGCUUCAAAUCCGGAUGAGUUUACAAGGAAAAGCAUAUCCAUUGAUGUCAAUUGGGGAAUUCGCUUUGAUACGAUUGUCGAGGUGGAAACUUUCCUCGUCGAAUGUGCAAAAGUGCUCAGUGAAAGACUUCUGAAGGCCAAAAUGUUUGGGUCCCAAUUGACUAUGAAGCUAGCAAAGCGCUCUGAAAAUGCACCCAUUGCACCGCCAAAACAUAUGGGAAUGGGAAUGUGUGAUUUUGUUUCUAAAAGUGCUCGACUGGGGAUUUCCUCCAGAGAACCAGGGAUUCUUUCGAGCGAGGCAAAGAGUCUAUACAGAAUACUGGGUGUGCCACCAGCUGAGCUUCGUGGUAUAGCACUUCAGGUGACACGAUUAGUAAGUGAAGGUGACAACAGGGAAAACCAGAAUCAAAUGCGUUUGCCAUUUCAGAAAGCGAAAGAGCCACAAUUUCCGGGAUUGAGUUCUGAUCUCAACCCCAACCCUAUACCCGCAAAACGUCAGCUUGAACCUAGAAACGCACCGAAAAAAGUGACUCCCGCUGAUAUUAAGAAAAGAAUAAAGGACUUCAUGAGCAAGCCUAGACCUCGUACUACAGCUAUUGAGGAGCCUGAUUUGAAUGUGGAUCAGAUCAAUUGGGAUGUUUUCAAUGAGUUGCCGAAAGAGAUACAGAUAGAGCUUCAGACUGAGUUUGAAAGAAGAGGUCUGGUUGCCAAAUCAACUCCGUUUUCAACUCCCAAAAAGAGAAAAGUACAAUCCAGGAAAACACCUUCCCCUUCUAAGGAUGGAGGCCAGCAGCAAUUACCAGAGUCCUUGGGAGGAACACCACGAAAAGCCGUACUGGAAUCGCCAUUGAAGAAAUGUGGGUCUCCUUCUAAGUCUCCAUUCAAAGCGGCAUCUAGCACUCCGAAUAGGGGUAAAUCGAUUUCCCCAGAGAAACUUCGGCUAAAUGACACAACCAUAGAUAUGGCAAUUCUACAGGAACUUCCAUCUUCAAUACGAAACGACAUAGUGAAUCAAGCAGAAGCAGAGAAAGAGAUGAAGACCACAGAAAUGACGCCUAUGCAAUUAAAAGAAGAGUUGGUUGAAUUGCCUAGGCAGAAAAUGCAGAGUUACUUUAGAGCCUUAAAUAUCCCAUCUCUUCAAAAUCAAUGGCAGUUCUCGAAGGUAAAGAGUUUGUUACAGGCAUGGAUUUCGGCAGGAAUUGGCGAUUUUGAUUCUUCACUAUCUGGCUCUUACGGACCUUUGCAGGAGGAUUCAGUGGUUGUUUCGGCAUAUCUUUCCGAAUUGUUGUGGGAACAUAAUGAUAUCACUCGUGUCAUUAGUCUAGUGGAACAUAUGGAGAUUUGCAUUCUUGACAAAAAGAAUAGGCCAGGUUAUGAUGAGUGGAAAGAACUAGUCUCAACCUUGGACCAGAUGUUGAAAGAAUAUUUGAUUUCAAACGGCUCAAAGGUCAAAUAUAUUUUCUAA
Messenger RNA from Kuraishia capsulata CBS 1993, 3180 nucleotides. RefSeq lists its product as uncharacterized. Bases 1 to 3180 code for a protein of 1059 amino acids. The transcript has a single exon. Gene Ontology annotation, cellular component: nucleus. The record is from RefSeq and is a predicted model, not a curated record. Lineage: Eukaryota; Fungi; Ascomycota; Pichiomycetes; Pichiales; Pichiaceae. Gene Ontology annotation, molecular function: DNA-directed DNA polymerase activity; damaged DNA binding; deoxycytidyl transferase activity. Gene Ontology annotation, biological process: error-free translesion synthesis; error-prone translesion synthesis.